Nanorana parkeri is the source of this 1068-nucleotide messenger RNA. RefSeq names its product MYC associated factor X (gene MAX). Gene Ontology annotation, cellular component: RNA polymerase II transcription regulator complex. Gene Ontology annotation, molecular function: DNA-binding transcription factor activity; protein dimerization activity. The record is from RefSeq and is a predicted model, not a curated record. The coding region runs from base 267 to 749 and encodes 160 amino acids. Gene Ontology annotation, biological process: positive regulation of transcription by RNA polymerase II. The transcript is spliced from 5 exons. Lineage: Eukaryota; Metazoa; Chordata; Amphibia; Anura; Dicroglossidae.
AACUACAUUUCCCGGCAGUCGAUGCACUCCGUGGGUCGGAAGCUGAGCCUCUGGCUAAUGAUCCUUAGCAGUGAGUAGUCACGUGUGGCUUCCGCUGAUCUGUUUUCCUGGGCGCAGAGAGGAUCUCCUCCUUCCUUUGGCUUCCUUCAUUCGGGUUUAUUAGUUUUCUCGGCUCAAUGUUUUGAUCCACCGAUUUCUUCGAUAAGGAUUUGCCGACAUUUUGCUUUCAUCGUGCGUCCAACUCUUUUGGUUUAGUGUAUGAAAGUAUGAGCGAUAACGAUGACAUCGAGGUUGAAAGCGACGAAGAAUCGUCAGGAUUUUACCCCUCGGCAGACAAAAGAGCACAUCACAAUGCGCUGGAACGUAAGCGCAGGGACCAUAUAAAGGACAGUUUCCACAGUUUAAGAGACUCGGUACCUUCACUCCAAGGGGAAAAGGCUUCACGUGCCCAGAUACUGGACAAAGCAACAGAGUAUAUACAGUAUAUGAGAAGAAAAAAUCACACACACCAGCAAGACAUUGAUGAUCUAAAGAGACAGAAUGCUCUGUUAGAACAACAAGUUCGUGCUCUGGAGAAAGCAAAAUCGAACUCUCGGCUUCAGUCUAGCUAUUCUUCAUCUGACAGCAGCCUUUACACCAAUCCCAAUGGCAGCGCCAUAUCAGCCUUUGAUGGAGGAUCUGAUUCCAGCUCAGAGUCUGAACCUGAAGAGACCCAAAGCAGAAAGAAACUACGGAUGGAAGCAAGUUGAGCAAAAGAAGCAAUAAAGCGAACAUCCUAUACCCAGCUUAACUUCUUUAGCCCCUUCUUAACUCUUAAUUAGGCCCUUCUUGGCUCUUUUAAGGACUUUCCCCCCUCCCCUGUUAUCUUUAGGUUAUUGGACUCUGUUUGAUUUCUCGUUUCGCAAUGUCAUUGUUCCCCUCUUCACGCUGUAUUAAAAUAUUAAGGAAACAUCCAAAGGCUUGCAAGGGAAAAAUUCUGUGCAAGUAAAACAUGGCGCUGUACUGGAGUGCAGCCUUCUUGACGACGAUUCGCAGUCAUAUUCGUCUAUAAAAUCAUUUUUAACUGCA